Messenger RNA from Lactuca sativa (garden lettuce), 3502 nucleotides. RefSeq names its product auxin response factor 6 (gene ARF6). Gene Ontology annotation, cellular component: nucleus. The record is from RefSeq and is a predicted model, not a curated record. Gene Ontology annotation, biological process: regulation of DNA-templated transcription; response to hormone. NCBI's taxonomy places the organism in Eukaryota, Viridiplantae, Streptophyta, Magnoliopsida, Asterales, Asteraceae. Gene Ontology annotation, molecular function: DNA binding.
GUGUUGGGCCAAGAAAAAGUUUCAUGGCUCUAUUUGAUGAUUGAUUGGGGGAGAGAAGAAAAAGAAAAAAAAAAGAUUUAAUAAUAAUAAAUAACAAUAAUAUGGGGGCGAGUGACUACUUGUAUUAGUAACAGUAAAGUAGUAGCAAAAUAGCAGCAAAAGAGGUGAGCCAUUUCCAUUACUGGAAAACUGUUGAAGAACCCUAAAAGGUUCAGCUUUGAUCUCAUUCAACCUUUACCACAAAAUACACACAGAAAACAAUAGUAAGCAGAUAUGCUACACAGGAACCUCCAUCUACAAAUCUCGCUUUUCUGUUGAAGAAACUCACUGUUUCCCUAAGUGUUUUUCAGCUUUCAAGAAGCUUACUUUUUGACUCGAAUCGAUCAAGCUUAGUGAAAGAGAUCUGGGUUUUGUUUAGGGUUUCUGUUUCAAGAUUACAAGAAGCUCGCAAGAUUAAGGGUUUUUUUUUUCUUUGGGUGAGAUCUGGAGUGGUUCUUGAAGCUGAAUGAGCUUUUUGUUUGUGAUUAUCGGCUAAUUUUGGUGGUGGGUUUGUUACAAAGAAACAAGAAAAAGACGAUUUUUCAUAGAUGAAGUUGUUUUUGGUUGAUUCGUGGAGUUAUUUGGGGUUUUGGGUUAGGAAGAUCAAGAUCGAAUGAAGUGGAAAUCGUUUUUGUUUUGUAGUACGACCGGUUUCGGUUGAAAAUCUCAGUGGAAUAGUGGGGUUUAUAUGUAUGGAUUGUUGAAAAAAGAAGCAAGAAUCAGGAAAAAAAAAGUGGUCCCUUUUCUGGUUAACUGUUGAGAUUCUUGAUUGUUUAUAGUAGUUUUGUUGUUUGAAGCUCUGAAAAUGAAGCUUUCUGCUGUUGGUUUUGGUCAGCAAUUGCCUGAAGGGGAGAAAAGAUGUUUAAAUUCUGAACUUUGGCAUGCUUGUGCGGGCCCUCUUGUUUCCCUGCCUACGGUUGGAAGUCGUGUGGUCUACUUCCCACAGGGUCACAGCGAACAGGUUGCUGCAUCAACAAACAAAGAAGUAGAUGCUCAUACUCCCAACUACCCGAGCUUGCCUCCACAGCUUGUUUGUCAACUUCACAAUGUGACUAUGCAUGCAGAUGUGGAGACCGAUGAGGUUUACGCUCAGAUGACACUGCAACCAUUGAACUCCGAUGAACAAAAAGAAGCAUUUCUUCCUGCGGAUUUGGGUGCCCCUAGCAAACAACCGACAAAUUACUUUUGUAAAACUUUGACAGCAAGUGACACAAGCACUCAUGGUGGAUUUUCCGUUCCUCGUCGUGCAGCUGAGAAAGUGUUUCCUCCAUUGGACUUUUCACAACAACCUCCUGCUCAAGAAUUAAUCGCGAGGGAUUUACACGACAAUGAAUGGAAAUUUAGACAUAUAUUCCGUGGACAGCCGAAAAGGCAUCUUCUCACAACAGGUUGGAGUGUUUUUGUAAGUGCUAAAAGACUUGUUGCAGGUGAUUCAGUCUUAUUCAUAUGGAAUGAGAAAAACCAGUUGCUGUUAGGAAUCCGGCGAGCCAAUCGACCUCAAACUGUCAUGCCAUCUUCCGUUCUAUCCAGUGACAGCAUGCACCUCGGCCUCCUUGCUGCCGCCGCCCAUGCGGCCGCAACUAAUAGCCGCUUCACCAUUUUCUAUAAUCCGAGGGCAAGUCCAUCGGAAUUUGUGAUUCCGCUCGCUAAAUAUGUUAAAGCGGUUUAUCAUACGCGCGUUUCUGUUGGCAUGCGGUUUCGGAUGUUGUUUGAAACAGAAGAAUCAAGCGUUCGCAGGUAUAUGGGAACUAUAACGGGUAUCUGUGAUUUGGAUCCAAAUCGAUGGUUGAACUCGCACUGGAGAUCCGUUAAGGUCGGUUGGGAUGAAUCUACAGCUGGAGAGAGACAACCGAGAGUUUCCCUUUGGGAAAUUGAACCCCUCACAACUUUCCCAAUGUACCCCUCCCAGUUUCCGCUUCGACUAAAACGCCCUUGGCCACCCGGACUACCCGCUUAUAAUGGGAUGAAAGAAGAAGAUUUAGGAAUGAACUCACCGAUAAUGUGGCUUCGUGGUGGUGGUGGCGGUGGUGGUGGCGGUGAUCUUGGUCAAUCUCUCAACUUUCAAGGACUCGGGGGUUCGCCGUGGUUGCAGCCACGGUUUGAUGGCGGCGGUGGUGGUGGCAUUGGCAUGCUCGGUAUGCAAACCACCACGGAUAUCUACCAAGCCAUGGCGGCGGCCGCCCUCCAAGAAAUGAGGAGUAUUGAUUCGGUCAAACAGUCAAACCCAUCACUUCUACAAUUCCAACACCAACCGAUUCCAACCGGGUCAAUGAGUCAACCCGCUUUCAUUCCUGAAAACCAACACGUGUCACUUCUCCCCCAACUUCAACCCCAAAACCCAUUCACAAUGGGUCAAUUCGGGUCAACUUCUCAGUCAAACUUCUCGGAUUCAAACGGAAACCUUUUAGGCCCGUUUUCACACGAUGAAACUUCACAACUUCUUAACAUCCCUCGCUCUGCUUCCUUGUUGACUUCCACGGGUUGGCCCGCGAAACGGGUCGCGGUUGACCCGUUACUUGUAUCUGGAGCUUCACAAUCUCUUCUUCACCAAGUCGAGCAACUCGGCCCACCAAAUACGGGUCUCGCCCAAAACACAAACCUUUCACAAACCGCGGUUUCUUUACCUCCGUUUCCGGGUCGAGAGUGCUCCAUCGAUCAAGAACCGAAUAAUAACGACCCGCAAAGUCAUAAUAAUAUCUUGUUUGGAGUCAACAUCGAUAACUCAAAUCUUUUAGGGUUAUCGAAUCCGUUUGCUUCUUCCAAUGAUUUUUCCAUGAAUCCGAUGUUGACACCUUCGAGUUGUAUCGACGGGUCGGGUUUUAUACAGUCUCAAGAAAACACGGGUCAAACAAAUCCACCCACCCGAACCUUCGUUAAGGUUUAUAAAUCGGGGUGUUUUGGGAGGUCACUCGAUAUAGCAAAAUUUAGUAGUUACCAUGAGCUACGAAGUGAACUCGCACAAAUGUUUGGCCUUGAAGGCCAAUUGGAGGACCCUUUGAGAUCAGGCUGGCAGCUUGUAUUUGUUGACCGAGAGAAUGACGUUCUUCUCCUCGGUGACGACCCUUGGCCGGAGUUUGUGAGCAGUGUAUGGUGUAUCAAGAUACUAUCGCCGCAAGAGGUGCAACAAAUGGGGAAACAAGGUCUCGAGCUUCUUAACUCGGUUCCGAUACGGACUCCAUCACGACAAGAGUCUAUGAAUCUGAGCACUGGCGUUGCAUCAGUCAGUUCGCUAGAAUACUAGCGAGCUGAUGCAACGCCAAGUGAUGUUGGAUGUUGGAUUCAUAGUUUGUGUAACUUUAGUGGCAAUUCUCGUCAUGACACACGAGGGAAUUGUUUGAUUUUAAGGUUUAGGUACUUAUGAAAACCGAAAUUGUAAUUAAUAUGAUCGAUCUAUCGAUGUGUUUGGACAACAUGCAAGACUUUGUAUUAUGUUUCAAUUAGGAAGUUACGGGUUUGAGUCUUA